GGUUAGAAGGGAAGGAAUUUCAUCUGUGCUGUAUGUUGUACAUAGAGCAUAUCUGACAAUAAAGUUGACUUGACUUAAUCUGUGAUCUGUUACAUUUCCAGAGUAACCUUCUCAACACUCAUGCUCUUCACUCAUAAUCCCACACUGUUAGUAAGUUUCUUUAUUCAUUCAUUCAUGCAGUGCUCGUCGGCCUCCACCCUUCUCUUCUUUAUCAUCCGCUUCAGGUUUCAGCUCCACCUGCUCGGCGAGCGCUAGGCUGCGUCCCAACACCUCCCGAGCUCCCUGCCUAGGGCUCCACGCGGAGGGCGCGCGCGAGGCGGCCCGCUGCUGUCUACGUAGGGCGCGGGGCGGGGUUUGAGACGCGGCCGCGAGGUGAGUCCGCAGCUCCAUCAUGGCGGCGGGGUUUCGCUCUCUGGCGCAGAGACGCCGUCAACAGUCACGAACGAGCUGAGGAAAACACACCGAAGGGCUCCGGGACGGUUCUCAAAGCGGUUCUCCGUCGGACUCGUUGUUCUCUGAAGGAUUGUAUUCGGUGUCGAUGGAUGUAGGUUAACUCCGUGACUCUCUCUUCAUCGUCGCGCUGUUUUCUUCGCUUUGACGGAUAUGUGAGGUGAAGAUGUGCUUCAGGUAGAUUUCCUUGGCGGUGUUCCUCAGGGCUCCGUCAGCGGCCCGCAGGCGUUUAGCAUGUCCUCCACGGCCGUCCCCAAACCUUCUCACGCGCUCUCAAGCCUGGACAAUCUCUCCAUAUCGUCUCUGCUGUCCGGAGACCCGGAGGACGGAGAGCCGGCGGACGAGGAUCUGUCCGACCUGGAGGUGAACCCGUACGAUGGCCUGCCGUACUCCUCGAGGUACUACAGCCUCCUGGAGGAGCGCAAGCAGCUGGCCGUGUGGAGUCUGAGGCUCAGUCUGCUGGAGCACAUGGAGUCGCACAGCAUGAUCGUCCUGAGCGCAGACGGAGGAGCCGGGAAGAGCACUCAGGUUCCUCAGUGGUGUGUGGAGUACGCUCUGUCUCACGAGUUCUCUCAGGGUCUGGUGUGCUGCUGUCAGCCGUAUGCGGCGGCGGCCUGCGGUCUGGCUCUCCGAGUGGCCGAUGAGAUGGACCUGAGUCUGGGGCUGGAGGUGGGCUACAGGGUUCCUCACGAGGACGGCUGCACGGCGGACACCAUCCUGCGGUUUGUCACAGACUCUCUCCUGCUGGAGGAGAUGAUGUCGGACCCCCUGCUGCGGCAGUACGGGGUUCUGGUCAUCGACGAGGCUCAGGAGCGUACGGUGGCCACGGACGCGCUGCUGGGGCUGCUGCGUGAUGUGUGCCGGCAGCGCUCCGAGCUCAGGGUGGUGCUGCUGACCGCUCCUGCCGUCGCUCACGCCUUCGCCGGCUUCCUGGGAGAGAGCGUCCCUCACCUCAGCCUUCCCUCGGUGAACAACACCGCAGAGAUACUGUACCGAGAGCCGCCCGCGGGACGAGACCUGGUCGCCGCUUCCUGUCACAUGAUCCUGGACCUGCACCGCAGGGGAGAGGAAGGAGACAUCCUGGUGUUCCUCCCCAGUGUGCAGGAGAUCCGGGAGUGUCACGGGGCUCUGGAGAAGGAGUGUGUGUCUCUCAGCGCUCAUCUGCUGUCUCUGCGUGUGUUUGAGCUUCACGCCGGCGUCUCGGGAGCAUCGCAGCAGCUUUACGAUACAGAGAACUCCGAGGAUAAACAGAGCGAGGCGCCGGACGCUCCGAGGCGAAGAGUCAUCCUCACAGACGUCUUAGGAGAGGCUUCGUUCUCACUCAAGAACAUCCGAUACGUCAUCGACUGUGGCGUGCAGCUGAAGAACAUCUAUAAUCCUCAGAUCCGAGCGGACUCUCAGCUUCAGCAGCCCAUCAGCAGACAGCAGGCGGACACACGCUCCCUCAGGGUCAGCAGCACACUGCCCGGCGUGUGUUUCCGGCUCUACUCUCAGCAGAUGUAUGAGGAUGAGAUGCCCGCGUGUCGCUGUCCGGCGGUGACCGAAGCUAACCUCAGUCAUCUGGUGCUGCUGCUGAAGAGGCUGGACAUCGCUGACAUGGGCCAGUGCAAGUUCCUGGACCGGCCGGCUCCGGCGGCGCUGAUGCAGGCUCUGGAGGAUCUGGAUUACCUGGCGGCUCUGGAUGAUGAUGGGAAUCUGUCGGAGGUGGGAAUCAUCAUGUCUGAGCUUCCUCUGGAGCCGCCGUUAGCCAAAGCUCUGAUCGCUUCCUGCGAGUUCGACUGCGUUAACGAGCUGCUGACCAUCGCUGCCAUGCUGACCGCUCCGCCGUGCUUCGUUACACCUCCAGCUAAUAAAGAAGAGUCGGCGGCGACCCACAGACGACCCCUGCUGCACCCGGACGGAGAUCACAUGACCCUCAUCAACGUCUACAACGCGUAUCUUCAGCAUAAUGAAGACGAGGUCUGGUGCAAGACCAACUUCCUCAACGCCUCUGCCUUGCGAUUGGCCGUGGUGAUCAGGGCGGAGCUACUGGAGGUGAUGCAGCGAAUCGAGCUGCCCGUCUCUCCUCCCGCCUUCGGUUGCCAGGACAACAGCACCAAUAUAAAGAGAGCUCUGAUAUCGGGCUUCUUCCUGAAGGUGGCUCACGAUGUGGACGGCUCAGGGAACUAUCUUCUGCUCACACACCGUCACGUGGCUCACCUCCACCCGUUCUCUUCGUACCGCUGCCGCCGGCCGCAGCCCAACCCCCCGAGCUGGGUGCUUUACCACGACUUCACCAUCUCACACGACAACUGUAUCUGCAUCGUCUCCGAGAUCCACCCGCAGAUGUUGGUGGAGCUGGCUCCUCAGUACUAUCUAGGGAACCUUCCAGCCAGUGAAGGCCGAGAUCUGCUGAUGAGUCUCCGACAGAGUUUAUUUCCUCCAGAAGAGCAGGACACAAACCCUCAGGACCAAAGCCAUGAAGAAGCGGGCGGUCAGUACAGCGCAGAGACGUGCAGCAUUCAGUAACACACACACACACACACACACACACACACACACACCAGCAGCGACGGCGACUGUGAUCUCUCUUCAGACUUCAGGUCUCAUCUGGCUCAGAUUUUCUAUUUCUGUAAUUGAUUUGCUAGGAAAUCUAUAUAUUUAUGUAUAUUUUUAAUAGUGAAUAAAGAUGUCUCUCUGGAUACAGUAAGGGAACGGAGUCCAGCAGCCAAUCAGACGAAGCUCAGAUCCCGUCCAAUCACAUCCCGCUCUUGUCUGGAGGCUCACUUCUUGCGUAGAAUAAAAAUAUGAAAGGUGACUGUUCUCUGUACAAUGCAGCGUUUAUUUAUACAGAAAACGGAUCAAAACAGACCUGAGCCCACUGCGUUCACGUCCUGAAUCUGAAACGUAGAUUUAAACUUGAAAUUGUUCUUCAAAAAGAAAAUUAUUGUGAGACUUGAGAGAGUGAGGUGGAAGAAAGAAGCGAAAAUGAGCAUUGUGAAUAUUUUUAUUUGCUGGUGGAAGUGAGCGUCUGUUUCUUCAGUGACUUUGAUCGUGUUCCUUCACUUUGUGUUGAUUUCUUCCGUCUCUCUGAACCUCGUUCAGAGUCAGACGAUCCUCAAAACCAUAUUUAUUCAGCGUUCAUGGCUUUUGUUUCCUCUUGUUGGACGUUCCUUUGAUGUUUUGAAUGUUUCUACUUGCUUCGGAACAUUCUGAGAACAAUCAAAAGUAACUUUUUUAAAGUGAUCAAAUGGAAUGAAACAAAGUUAAAAAAAACAUUCCUCAGGAACGAGUUCGAGGGUGUGUUCUGGACGUGUGUGUGCUCGGGGUCAGGGACUGAAUCACUCAAUCUUUUUCUCGCUGAUGUUUCCUCCAUUGUGUUUGUGGUUCUCCUGUACUUGUUUUUGUAUUUUUCUCUAUGUUGUGUGUGAACACAUGUGAUUUUAAUACAGUGAAAACACUAAUUAAAAGUUGUGGAGCUUUUGA
Molecule: messenger RNA, 3915 nt
Organism: Puntigrus tetrazona (Sumatra barb)
Lineage: Eukaryota; Metazoa; Chordata; Actinopteri; Cypriniformes; Cyprinidae
Gene: dqx1
Product: DEAQ box RNA-dependent ATPase 1
Exons: 12
Coding region: 685-2958 (757 amino acids)
Cellular component (GO): spliceosomal complex; intracellular anatomical structure
Molecular function (GO): RNA binding
Source: RefSeq, a predicted model, not a curated record